UUGGUGUUGUUUGGGAGGAGAGGAGCUCAAAAGACUUCUGUAGUAAACACCAUCAUGGGACAGAGGGAGUCCAGUGUGGAUCCCAGCCCCUCUUCAGUGUGUCAGAGGAGAGAUGGAGAAGUGUGCGGUCACCUGGUUACUGUGGUGGAAAUGCCAGUUCUGUGUGAAACACAGCUCUCUACAUCCACUGUAUGUCACCUGUUUGCCUCUCUCUCUGGCUCUGGUGUUCAUGCGUUCCUCCUGGUCACACCAGCCGGUCCCCUCACUGAUGAAGACAAGGCAGAAAUAAAUAGGAUACAUAAGUUAUUUGGCACAAGAGUGAAUGAUUACAUGAUCAUCCUUUUUACCCAUGAAAGUUGUACUGCAAAACCUAUUCUUGACUUUCUGCAGGAGAAUAAAGAUACUCAGAUGCUUCUAAAGAUGUGUGGCAACAGGUUCUGUGAUUUCAACAACCAGGCCAUUGUGAAUAACUCAAUAGUUCCAGAGCUUCUGAAGGCUAUAGAGGAGAUGAAUAAAGCAACAGAAAGCUGCUUUUCCCUGGAUACGUACUGGGAGGCACAGCUGGAGAGGAGGGUUCAAGAGCUGGAGGCCAGGCACAAGACUGAGCUGGAGGAGAAGGACCAAAAAAUCAGACUAUUAGAAGAACACAUUCGGGGCACAUCAAUGGGUGUUGAUGGUAAACAUCAGAGCUCUGACUGUGUGAGGAUUGUGCUCGUGGGGAAGACAGGAAGUGGGAAAAGUGCCACAGGAAACACCAUACUGCAGAGGGAGGAGUUCCUGUCUCAGUGCCGUAUGAAAUCAGUGACUACCCGCUGUAAGAAAAGAGUAGGGGAAGUAGCUGGCAGGCGUGUUGCUGUAGUUGACACACCGGGCCUCUUUGACACAUCAAUGUCUAAUGAGGAGGUCCAGCAGGAAAUAGCCAAAUGCAUCUCCUAUUUGGCCCCAGGACCUCAUGUAUUUCUCCUGGUGCUACAGAUUGGGAGAAACACAAAGGAGGAGAAGGACACAUUGCAGCUCAUUAAGAGUACCUUUGGUAAGAUGGCUGAAAGGUUUACCAUGGUCAUGUUCACAAGAGGGGAUGAGCUUAAAAAUGAAUCCAUUGAAAGUUACCUUCAAAAAGGUGACCCUAUAAUCCAAAAUCUGAUUAAAGGCUGUGGAAACAGGUUUCAUGUCUUCAAUAAUAAUGACAUGACCAACAUCACCCAAGUGUCUGAGCUGCUGGAUAAGAUGGACAUGAUGGUGCAGAAGAACGGAGGAGGCUGCUACACCAAUGAGAUGUUCCAGGAGGCAGAAAUGACCAUAAAGAAAGAAUGUGAGAGAAUACUGAGAGAGAGAGAGGGAGAGAUGCAGAGAGAGAGAGAGAAGCUGCAGGCAAAACAUGAAGAGGAGAUGAAAGAGAUGAAGAGAAGGAUGGAAGAGCAGAGACUUAAAGAAGAGGAAGAAAGAGCCCAUCGGGGAAAAGAGCUGAAAGAAAAAGAAGAACAUUUAAGGAAAGAGCUAAUAGACUGGAAGAAAAGAGAGCAGGAGGAAAAAGGAAGAAGAGAUGAGGAAGAGAAAAGGUACAGAAGACUAGAGUUCGAGUGGAAGAGGAAAAUGGAUGAGAUAGAGGGAGAGAAAAUGAGACUCAUAGAGGAGUGGAAAAGAAAGGAAGAGAAGAAGAGGGUAGAAAGAGAGGAGAAACUGCAGCAAGAGCUGAUGGAAAAACAAAGAAGAGAAAAGGAAGAAUUUGAGGAAAAGCAGGCAGAAGAAAAGAAAGAGAGGGAUAGAGAGGAGCAGGAGAGGAGAAACCAUGAGGAGAGAGAAAGAAGGGAGUGGGAACAGAAAAUUAAAGAGGCAGAGAAAGAGAUACAGGAAGACAAGAAGAAAAGAGCUGAGGAAUGGGAACAGGAAAGGAAAAAGGAACAAAGAAGACAGAAGGAGGUGGAGAUGGAACGGAAGCAAAAAGAAGAGCAAGAAAGAAAAGAGUGGGAUGAGAAACAAAAGGAAAUGAGGGAUGAGUUUGAAAAAGAAAGAGAACAAGAAAGACAAAAGAGAGAAAAAGAAAGGAGAGAUCAAGAGGAAAUAAUGGAGAGGAAUCUUGAAGAAAAGAAAAGUCAGCUGAAAAAACAACAAGAGGAAUGGGACAAGGAACGAAAAGAGGAGAGAGAGAGACGAGAUAAAGAGGAUGAGCAGAGAAGAGAGGAGGAGAGAGAAAGGCUGGCAAGGAUGGAGGAAUUUGAAAAAGAACGAGAAGAAGAGAGACAGAAGAGAAUGAAGGAAGAUCAGGCCAGGCGAGAAAGAGAAGAGAAAGAACGUGAAGAAAAGGAGAAAGAUUUUGAAAGAAAAAAUCAAGAAACGAAGAAGAAGUAUGAAGAAGAUGCGAGAAAAGAAGCAGAAGAAAUGAAUUACUUUACAGAGCAGUUCAGAAAAUUGAGCAAAAUAUUUAAGGCGGAAGAUUUAAACAUCGUAAUAAGAAUGUGA
Conger conger (European conger) is the source of this 2460-nucleotide messenger RNA. Its product is annotated as golgin subfamily A member 6-like protein 22. Gene Ontology annotation, molecular function: GTP binding. The transcript has 2 exons. Bases 55 to 2460 code for a protein of 801 amino acids. The record is from RefSeq and is a predicted model, not a curated record. NCBI's taxonomy places the organism in Eukaryota, Metazoa, Chordata, Actinopteri, Anguilliformes, Congridae.